Diaporthe amygdali is the source of this 882-nucleotide messenger RNA. RefSeq lists its product as uncharacterized. The record is from RefSeq and is a predicted model, not a curated record. NCBI's taxonomy places the organism in Eukaryota, Fungi, Ascomycota, Sordariomycetes, Diaporthales, Diaporthaceae. Bases 1 to 882 code for a protein of 293 amino acids. The transcript has a single exon.
AUGGCACCACAACCACGAAGAUCCGAAAGAUUGGCCUUACUGGCAUCGAAAAAACAGACAUCGGAACGUGAGGCAUCCAAACAACUGGCGCCACAACCACGAAGGUCCGAAAGAUUGGCCUUACUGGCAAAGCGAUCUAUCUUUCCAUUCAUGUCACUUCCAGCCGAGAUUAGGAUCCAAAUUUACAAAAUUGGCACCCCAUCAUCAUGUAUUGGCAUCCCCUACAGCAAGGGCCAGUUUUCAAUACGAUACCACCGUUUCAGCCUUUCUAGGGCUUUCGGUCACGAUGUGAACUCUAUCCCAUUUCCACCUCACAUUAAAGCCCUCCUGCGAGUCAAAGAAAUACGACAUGACAUGCUGCCUCAUCUUCAUCUUGCCUGGGUCGGAGACCUUGCACCGCCUAUGCCAUCCUACUGGAACAACUUUACCUGCUGGGACAGAUUUAGGCGCUCAGCAAUUCCAGCCAUCACACACUUGACCGUUGGCAUCACCAGAUUAUACUGGAACUAUUCCUCCGGAACGCAAUACCGCCAGCAGCUGAUGAGGUGGAUGCGGUGGAUGCGGUGGCGCAGUCAACAGACCUCACGAUUUCGUUGGAAUCUGACCCAUCUCACGCUGAUUGAGGAACCCGGCUACUGGACGAGCCUUUCUCAUUUGGUCCCUAAUGCUGCGAGGCGGCAAUUGGUUUGGCUACCAGGUCGAGCGGAGAAACCUAAGAAAUCCGAGGCAGUCGUCAGAGAAUUCCCCAUGAUCAAGGGGCUGAGAGAACUCAAACUGGUUCUUUUGGAGCAGCCAGGCCCGGUCUUCCUUGACAGACUGUCAAAAAAGUGUGAAGCGCACGGCACUAGCUUGACAAUCCCAGAGAUUCCGCUGUUUCCGUAG